Diabrotica balteata is the source of this 3770-nucleotide messenger RNA. NCBI's taxonomy places the organism in Eukaryota, Metazoa, Arthropoda, Insecta, Coleoptera, Chrysomelidae. The record is from the annotation of a GenBank genome assembly.
AUUCAAACACUUUGUAUUAAUAUAUCUGUGUUAUAUCAAUUUAAUAAAAAAGUAUGGAUGCUUUUGAAAUCGGAUCAUGUUUUAAAAGUUAUAACGAAUUAAUGGAAAAACUCAGCGAAUAUUGUGAAGCCACCAACACAAAAUUUACCACAAAAGAUUCUAGGCUAAUUACAGAUGAAUUUGCAACCGCCAAAGAAAGUUUUGUUUAUUCAGAAUUGAAGCUUAUCUGCAUAUAUGGCCGUUCAAGUAAAUAUAGAUAUAAAGAACAACCCCGGAAAAGAAAAAUGAGAACAAUGAAAAUUCCAAAAACAGAAUGUCCAGCAUAUUUCAGAAUAAAACUAAUUAACUCAGGAGUUGCUUUACAAAUUGUAGCAAUGAAUACAAAGCAUAAUCAUGUUUGUGAAAAAAUAGAGGAACCUAUUAAGGAACAGAAAAGGAAAAAAGAUAAGAUAAAAAGGGAAAUCAAAAGUGAGGAUGAGGAUAAUGAUGAAACAGCAGAUGAUUUGGAGGCAUCAGUAUAUAUUGAAGUUUAUAUAGAUCCAGAUGAAGACCUUGGACCAGAGAAAAAAUUAAAAUUUUCAGCUAAAGGAGUAUUUGUACCUGUUUUUAAUAUUUUUAGUGAUGAUUCAUCAGUAAAUAUUGGACCCAUUUCAGAAUAUGCUGAAUAUUUAUCUAGUUUUGGAGUUAAUGGUGUAGUAGUAAAUAGUUAUACUGGAGAAGGGACGUCGAUGAAUAUUAGUGAAAGGAAAUUAGUGACAGAAAAAUGGAUUGAAGUUACAAGGCCGUUAAAAAUGCAAGUUAUGGUACAAAUAGGUGGUUGUGCGUUACCUGAUGUAUUGGAGUUGGCAAAACAUGCAGAAUCGUAUAAUGCCGAAUCGAUUCUUUGUAUGCCAGAGUUAUAUUUUAGGCCCACAUCCAACGAAGCUCUAGCCGAUUAUUUAAAAAUCGUCAGCGAAGCUGCUCCAAAGACGCCUUUGUUUUAUAGUCACAAUCCCGAAAUGUCGGGGAUUAAUUUAAAUAUGGUAGACUUUUUAAACACAUACGGACUUGUUAUUCCUACGUUUUGCGGUAUAGAAUAUGUUUCAAAUGAUCUGAGUGAAGCCGAGUCUAUUUUAGAAGCUAGCCAUGAAAAGUACAAAAUUUUCUAUGGAACAGAGUCGCAACUAGCCGCUGCCGUUUCUAUUGGUUUUGAUAGUGGAAUACUACCAGUUGCAAAUUUGUUUCCUCAGCAAGUAAGUAGUAUUCUAAAAUCAACAAAGAAUACCAAAACAAUAGAAGUUAGAAGGUUACAAAAGAAACUUACUACAAGCUGUACGGCCAUAUAUGAUUUUGGUUUUUGGGUUUCUACAAUGAAAGCAUGCAUGAAUUUGAUAGUACCUUUUAACGUGGGUAUCUGCAGAGCGCCAUUAAAGAACCUUUCGGAUGAAGAUGUAAUCUCGAUGAAACUAAAACUAAAUUUAGUAUGAUUAAAAAUAGACUGUUUAGAAUUUAAAAUUGUUUAUAAAAUACCAAUCAAACGCAUUUUUUAAUAAUUAUGUAUAAAAAGCACAUAGAAUGAAUCAAUUUUUAAAUGCGCUCUACUGAGAUAUUUUUCUUCUAUAAUGCUUGAUUUAUUUUGUUUUAUACUGUUUUUAAUAGUACAAACAGCUCAAUAUUGGUUUACUUCAAUUUUUCAUCAACAGACAAGUUUUACAACCUGUUCCACUGUUGCCGUCUAUUUUGUACUGUGUAACAAUGAAUAUGUAUUUAUAUCAUCCGAAAAUUCAUCUCUUGUAUUAAAACUUAAUUUAUUCUAUAUUCCGUCCAAAAUAUUUUCAUUAGUCUCCGAAAGUGCCAAAUGUUCAAAUAUUAGCCUUCAGUCUGUUAAUUGAACCUAUUACCCAGAUUUAUAUUUUUAACUCAUACACUAUAAUGUACAUUAUAGUAGGGCAAUAGACAUUUGGUAGACCUUUUUACUUCCACUCUGAUGUCAGAAGUCUCACCCACAAGAUGGAAAAUUAUACACUUUUGGAGCCGUUUUAACUUUUGAAAUGUCCCUAACUUGCCAUGCAACUAUAAAGCACCAAAAAACGUUGACUUUAUUUUAAUCGGAAGCUUGUUACGUCAGAAUGAAAGUAUUGGGGAACUCCCAACUCACUUACAUUUUAUUCAAUUGGGUCAAAUUUGGUGAUAAAUUAAAUGCUUUGGAGGUCACUUUUAACUUAUAUUGUUAUACUCGGUACAUAUGACUCACAUAUGUUCCGGUUUUCUAGCGUCUUAAUGCCUUCCAUGAGAUCCAUGAUUGAGUGUCACCGAGUGUCAAAACCGCAUCAAUUUUUGAUUUUACGCCAUGACAUUUGAAAAUAUUCUGGUUGGAGUGUCGCUCAAACCAUGAACUUACUAAAACUCGCAUCGAAGCGAAUCUGCCAGUCCGCUGUGUUAUCGAAUCGAUUAUUUGAAAUGUAUCAAAAUAUGUCGCGGUACAAAAUCAUCAGGACCGAGCCAGUUACGUCCACUACCAAAUAUAUGCUUCCCCCAAUAGCUUCUAAUUUUCUUUAUGUCAUUUGUAACCACAUACUGUUUUUAAUGCGUCACAAAUUAUGCAAUGAGUAUUUCAUUCUACAGCGCUGCAUGAAAAUCACAAUGGGAUAUUCUUAAAUAACGUCUCCAGUAUUUAUGUCAGAAAAUCUUCUGGCAUCACUUCGCAACCUAAGAUAAAUGUCCUAUUUUAAAGUGAAGAAAUAAAGUGUUUUCGGCUUAAGUUGCUGGUGAAAUGAUCGGAAGUAUAGCAUUCAUACAGUGGCGUAAAUUACAGAGGUUUUCAUGGCAAGUGUUACAUAGUAUGGAUCUUUUUAAGAUCUAUGCGAGAAACUUUUAUUAUAAUUGGCUUUUAUUUUACUUAAGUGGUGUUUUUUCAUUUUUUUAUUAGCGAUAUUUAUCUGUAGUCUUCUCGGCUUUAAUUUAUGACUUUCUGUGUUGUGUCAAGUUUCACUAACCAUUCAGUUAUUGUUUUAGUUAUUCCUCAAAAUCUACUUUCAUGUUCGAUAUUUUAUUUAAUCAGAGAAAUUAAUAGAUGUAAAAGGAGAAUAUGUCAAGCCACGUGUAGGUUACUUGAUGGUAAUCAUUUUAUACAGAUUGUACAGGUUUAACUAAUCGUCUUCGGUGGCAAUUAUUACCACCCCAAGGGUCCCAAUAUUGACGACCCGAACGACCAGUUAUAUGAGAGCUGUUGUAGAGAGGCUCCGACGGAUGUUUCCAUUUCAACUCUGGAUACAUUAAGUAUUUGAGUUACUUCGCUUAAAUCCCUCCCUGUUGAAUUUACUCCUCUAUGUAUGUUGAGUACUCGAGUUACCGUGAUCAACUGCCUUUCCUUACUCCUAAAGAAGUUACCAACAAAUGUAGCUUAACCUUGAGAUGGAUCCACAUACCGGUUAUCCAAAAAAGGCACGGUCCAAACCCGUUUAGUUAAUUAUGACUCUGACCGUAGAAGCCUCCGAUUUCACUAUAUAGGUUUGUUGAUCUAUGUCUAUUGCAAGAUUUUAUCAUUAAAGUGAUUAGAAGUUUCAUAGUUUUAAUAAAUUUUACUAAAAAUUGGAUAUUACUAGUUCAUUAUUAAGAUGACUAAAACCAACAAAAGUCUACAAAAUUUUAUAUAUCCAUACAUAACCUCGUUAUGUGUGCUCACACCAGCAGCACUCGUACUGUGUGCUGCUGGUUAACUAUUUAAAUAACAAUUGGUAACUAACAAAAAUUACAUAUAUCAGUUUUUCAACAGUUUUCGUGUAUUCCGG